UAAAAUAACACCUCCCCCCGCCACCACCAUCGCCAUUGCGUCGCGACGCAUCCAACAGCCGCGCGACGAAGGGGAGGGAGGGGAGGGGGGGCGAAUACCAAAAGGCAAGGCAAGAAAGGAGAGGAGAGGAGAGGAGCGGAGCCCCGGGCGGAGGAGAGAAUAGGAAACCCCCCGCGACGACCCCUUCCCCUGCCUUCUAUUCCAUUCCCUCGCGGCCCUGCUCGAUCGAGAGCAACACCUCCCGGUUCUCGCGGCGCCCGCCUGCUGGUCUCUUUCUUCCUUCCUUCCUUCCCGUGCCCGGCCUGGUUCCUGAUCGAGGCGUGGAGGGGGGAUUAAGAUGAGUCUCUUCGGGCUUGGGAGCAAGAAUCAGAAGACAUUCAGGCCUAAGAAGAAUGCUCCAUCCGGAAAUAAGGGUGUGCAGCUGAAAAAACACAUCGAUGCAACCUUAGGAAGCGGGAAUUUGAGGGAUGCGGUUCGGUUGCCGCCGGGGGAGGAUCUCAAUGAAUGGCUAGCUGUUAACACUGUUGAUUUCUUCAACCAGGUGAACAUCUUGUACGGUACUCUGAUGGAAUUCUGCACACCAGCUACAUGCCCCACAAUGUCAGCAGGACCCAAGUUUGAGUACAGAUGGGCUGAUGGGGUGCAGAUCAAGAAACCGAUCGAGGUUUCAGCGCCGAAAUAUGUUGAGUACUUGAUGGACUGGAUCGAGGCCCAGCUUGAUGACGAAUCCAUCUUCCCUCAGAAACUUGGAACCCCUUUCCCACAAAAUUUCAAGGAAGUUGUGAAGACGAUUUUCAAGCGCCUUUUCCGUGUUUAUGCCCAUAUUUACCACACACAUUUUCAGAAGAUUAUGAGCCUUAAGGAAGAGGCACACCUUAACACCUGCUUCAAGCAUUUUACAUUGUUCACCUGGGAAUUCAAGUUGAUUGACAAGGCUGAGCUCGCGCCGCUUAUUGAUCUAAUUGAAUCCAUUGUUUCAGUGUGCUGAGACAGCAUCAAUGAUUGUUUGGAUCGUUCUUGUUCUUUUUAUUUUGGUUAUAGUCAAGUGUGCAGAAAGAGUGAGAGGGAAAGGCCAAAAGAAUGGCCAAAAAAGUUAAAUUUUCUUUGUGUAAUGUUUGGCGUCUGCUCUAAGAGUGAGACCAGACCAGGCUUGCCUUGUGAACUCCAGGACAAACUAUUUGGGGCUAUCCUCUUGGGUGACUCUUAACCAUGCUAGCUAAUCAGCUAAUGUUCCCUGUUUACAA
Panicum hallii is the source of this 1244-nucleotide messenger RNA. RefSeq names its product MOB kinase activator-like 1A. Gene Ontology annotation, biological process: signal transduction; positive regulation of protein phosphorylation. Gene Ontology annotation, cellular component: nucleus; cytoplasm. The transcript has 7 exons. The record is from RefSeq and is a predicted model, not a curated record. Gene Ontology annotation, molecular function: protein kinase activator activity. NCBI's taxonomy places the organism in Eukaryota, Viridiplantae, Streptophyta, Magnoliopsida, Poales, Poaceae. Bases 338 to 988 code for a protein of 216 amino acids.